This is a messenger RNA of Ficedula albicollis (Collared flycatcher), 3864 nucleotides long. RefSeq names its product aspartate beta-hydroxylase (gene ASPH). Bases 199 to 861 code for a protein of 220 amino acids. Lineage: Eukaryota; Metazoa; Chordata; Aves; Passeriformes; Muscicapidae. Gene Ontology annotation, biological process: peptidyl-aspartic acid hydroxylation. The record is from RefSeq and is a predicted model, not a curated record. Gene Ontology annotation, molecular function: peptidyl-aspartic acid 3-dioxygenase activity; protein binding. The transcript has 6 exons. Gene Ontology annotation, cellular component: membrane; endoplasmic reticulum.
UGCUCUAAAAAUAGAUUUGGAGGAGAGGUUUCUCUUGGGUCCAGUUUCAGGUUCCAGCUGAGCUGGCGUUAGGAAACCUGUUUGCUCCUGUUGCAAACAGGAGGUUAACAGUGAAGAUAUUUCUUAUUUUGCCUUCAGCAUUAACUUUUGGGAAUACUGACACAUUCGCUCUGUUGGUGGAAAUCGAGCACUAAUGUUAUGGCUGACGACACAGAGACUAAGCAUGGAGGAAGCAAGAAUGGAAAGAAAGAAGGCCUCUCUGGAAGCUCAUUUUUCACCUGGUUUAUGGUAAUUGCUUUGCUGGGAGUUUGGACAUCAGUAGCAGUUGUCUGGUUUGAACUUGUAGAUUAUGAAGAAGUUCUAGCCAAAGCAAAGGAUUUCCGUUAUAACUUGUCAGAGGUCCUACAAGGCAAACUUGGGAUAUAUGAUGCUGAUGGAGAUGGAGAUUUUGAUGUGGAAGAUGCUAAAGUAUUGCUAGGUGAUGAGCCAGGAGGGGUAGCCAAGAAAAAAACUAAACUCAAAGUAAAAGAAGCUAUUAAAGAAUCACUCAAGAAAUUGAGGGAGAAGCAGGAAUCCAAGAAGGAGGAAAAUGAAGAAGAAAAAAAGAAAACCAAGAAAGGAAAAGAUGCUACUGAUCGAAAGGACAAGAAAGCUGUUGAUAUGAAUAAAUUAAAGAAAGAUUCUGACAAGGCUAAAAGAGACAGAGGAAAGGAAAAAGGCCUAGACAAAAGUAUAAAAUCGAAGGACACUACAAAAAAGUCAGCCAGUGAAAAGAAUGGCACUGUUCAGGUGGGAAAAGACAAAGAAACAAAAAAGAUAGUUAAAAGCCAAUCCAAGGAAGACAAGAAAGAAAAGAAAUAAACAAGAGUUCCUGUUCUGCUAAUGAGGAACAGACAUCCAGAAUGUAAAAUUCAGCGUAUUUAUAUGAAUGUGGUAAAUAUGGCAAUAAGAAAAUAAUGUUUUCUGGAAAUAAGUGUGAACAAAGGCUAUAUAUACUAUUUUUUAAAAACUGUUCAGUGUGUAUACUGGUAUUGUAAACACAAAGCAGAAACAUCUGCUGUGAAACUCAAGUAUGUACAUAUGUUAAUGUGCCUGGCUAUCAAUGUGUAUUGAAAACAUUCAAAUGUCAAAUUUAUGCCAGUUACUUCAAGUCUACUCUAAAUAUGGGUUUGGGUUUUGUGAUUUUUUUUUUCCUUUCUUGUUUGUUUGUAUUUACUUGAUGUGGAGAUAAAAUUCUAAUGUUAUAUAUGAAAUGCAAGUUUAAAGACAAUAUUAACAGGCUUAUCUGGACACAUGUAGUGGAAACCCAAAAUUUUUCUAUUUCACAGAAACAACCAAGAGGAACAUUAAUGGACUGUAGUGUCACAGGAACUAAACAAAUAAAUGCAACUUAUUCUCUCCCAAACUUUUUCCCUAAGGAAGCUUUUUCCUGAGAAAACUAUUUUGUACAUAAAUAGUCGAACCAACUUGAGUGUUGCACUUUAGCAUGAGACCCCAGGGUAUACUAAAUCAAAAUGUUCCUACAUUUUUGAUCCCAUGACAAUAUGUUUCUGCUUUUCUUCCAUUCCCUAUUUAUUUAAUUAUUUUAUUUCUCUAUAUUUCAAUAUAGUGUUGGAAAGCUUGAUUCAUUAUCACUUUUUAUUUAACUGUGGCCUAAUUUUUUUCCAACUUUGCCAACCUUUUGGUGAUGAAUACUGCUGAAAAUUAGGCCACCUAUUUCAUCAUUGAUGGGUAUUGUUGUAUUCCAAUUACAUUUAAGAUGUGAUAUGCUAGUGCUACUCUAUUCUGGUUGAACUUGUUUAGAGAAAUCUUAUAUAUUUUUGCAGCUAUUAUCUUCUUCAACACUUUCAAGUGCAUGAUGCUUCUAUAAGCAAAAUCUUGUGUUAGUUAGUUCUUACAGAUUCUGUAUUUUUAGCAUAAAGGAAGGAUUUAUCCAGCAGUCUCUUUAGAAUAAAACUCCAAAACAUUUCUACAGAAAUAAUAGAGAGAUUUCGGUAUUAUUAGGUCUACAGUUGCUUUCAAGUUUAUUUAGAAAUGAAUAUUUUCCAAAUAAAUUUGAAAGCAAGUAUAUUGCACAGAAUUGCACAAUGUAAAUACACAGGAUUCAGAAAAAAAAUUGUAAUGUAAGUUUAAGAUUGAUUCUUGAUAUACUGCAGCAUUAGUUUCAAGAAAACAAAAUUAAGGAGUUAAAUUGAGAAUGAGUAUAUAUAUGCAUGUGAAUGGUAAUUUAAGAUUGAAGUCCUGAAGGUUGAUUCUGUUUGUGGUUUUGCUAAAAUUUUGUUUAUAACAGUUGGCAGUACGCUUACCUCAGCCGUUCCAUACAGAUGUCUACAUCAUGCUUUGAGCCCUAGAAUUAUAAGAUGUGAUAAUAAGGUUGAAGUUGAGUUGAUAUUUUUUUUUUUUAGAGAAAGUAAAAUAUUCAAAUAAUUAUGAAAAAUAGUUCAAAUUAAAGCUGUAGAAGACAGUACAAUAUCUUAAGAUUCUGGCUGUGAUAAUUCACAGAGAUUAUCUACUCUGAGGUAUUAUCUAAAUAUUUUAAAUUCAUGAAGAGGGAGGGAAGAAAUGUGCAUUGUGAACUUUACAGUGUCUAGCAAAAAAUAUGAGAGAAUGAAGAUCUAAUAAAAGCACUUCCAUAAUAAACAUUCUCUGUUAGAUUUUGAUGAUGAUAGAUAUAUUUAUUCAGCUUUUCUCUGGUAUGUGUUAAAAUGCAAAUUUGACCAGAGGAGCAUUCAAAUCACACUUCUCAAGGAUAGUGGCACAGUGGUGUAGUGCACUUCACUUUUUAUUUUGUCACAUAGUGUGACAGAACUUGUAACUAUGUGGGAGUGAAAUUUGAAAUGAAUUGCUGUUCUGAUUAACAUAUUGUAUCUAUGGCCCAAAGUUUAUGGGGUUCUGGAAAGGUUGGGUUGUUUUAUUUUUUUUCCUUUCCAAAGUAAAUUUUAUAUAGCACUCCAGGCUAUACAGACAGCAUGAAAUAAAGCAUUUUUCCCCCAGAUAUCUGUUGUGUUGUUGUAUAUCUCUAUGAAAUAUUAUUGUCAUUAACUUAAUGCAACAAGUUACCACAUAGGCUCAAAAAAUGUGCCAGACAAGUAAAAGCUAAAUGCAAUUUUAGUAAACAGAAGAGAAAAAAUAGUAUCUUACAAAAAGUAAAUGAUUUACUAUAUUACAUACUUGACAAGAUUGAAUAGAAAUCAGUGUUAAGCAGGAUAGAUGUGUAUAAAACGCUUGAAGGUCAAGUUGAGAAAUGUGCAAGAGAAACAAAGAGACUUGUUGGUUCCUUCUUUCCUGUUAAGUACCCAUAGUGCUUGCUGGGUGUGGAAUAUUGGCUGUGUUGAAAUGCUUUGAAUUCAUUUAUUGUUCAUGAAGCAGAGCGUGUGGUUGUCUGGAACUGAACAUGUGGUUAAUUGAAGAUACGAAGACUGAUUUAAAGCAGUAUAUGUGUAAAGUAUCUGAACUGUGUUUGUGAAAGCAAGGUGGCUGUUUCCAUGCUUUUGGAUUCUGAAAUGUGAGAGAGUGGUUAAUAUGACUUACUGGUUUUGUCUCCAUCCUAAGAUGAUUGCAGAAGGAAGUAACUUCUUACUCUUGUAGCCAUUAAUAUUACUGCAGGAAAAGAUGAAUAUCUUAAUGGUAUUUUCUAAUAUUCUAGGUGGGUGUUUUUUUAAUGACUUAAGAAAAUUGGCCAAAAACUAAGUGUGGAUUUGGAAUUUUUCUUCUAGCUUCUUAUUUUGACUCCAAAGUGGAUACAGCCUACCUACCUAUCUUCGAAUAAUUUAAAUUUAAGUAAUAUAAAAAGAUAGACUUAAUUCUAUUGUCCUGUAACCAUUACUUGAAAUAAAUACAUGUUUUUCUCACAAUGCAUAAAUU